Molecule: messenger RNA, 1419 nt
Organism: Caenorhabditis sp. 36 PRJEB53466
Lineage: Eukaryota; Metazoa; Nematoda; Chromadorea; Rhabditida; Rhabditidae
Source: the annotation of a GenBank genome assembly
AUGAGCGCGGAGAAUGUCGCGGCGGUGAGUAUUGAAAAUUCAGAAAGUUGAAAGAAAAACUGGAAUUAUUUUCCAGACAGCAGAUCAAGAAGAAGGUCCUUCUGAUCGGUGAGUUAUCUGAAAUUAAAGAAAUUCAAUUACAUAAAUUACUCCAGACGUGCUUCGAACAGUCCGUGCAAUCGAAAUCAAUCGGAAAGUAUUUUUCAAGGGUAAGCUUAAUUUAAUUAGAAUUUUCUGUUAAUAAUUAUUGGAAAAUUAUUACUUAAAUUUGCAGAGAGAAUCAGUUGUACCCCUCCCGUCGAACACCAGCCAACCACGAGCAUCAGAAUCAGCAACAGAAGGCCAAUUCGGCUCUGGAUCUUCCGGCAAACGUGCUCCACGAAUACAUCCCGCCGAGCCCUCCGCAGAGCACUUCCCGUCAUUUCCACUCGUCAUCGACUUCAGCUUUGGGCGAAGUGGCCGGUGGGAAAUGUCCUUUUUACUCGUAAACAGUACGAUUCUUGAAGCUUUAUUUGGAGCCCGAUUCCCGAGAGAAGAGCACAGCAGUGAGAAAUCCGUCAAUAUUCUACCAGUGAGCCGAAAUUUAGCGGAACACGUGUCGAAUCUGAUUGCCAUCGGAAGAAAACCAGGCACUGUUGCGCAGCGAAAGAGUGAGUGGAAUGAAAAGAUUUGGGAAGAAUGAGUACAAAGUCAGAACCGACAAAUCUUCCGGAAGAGAAUCCGGGAGCACGUCCGGUGCUCGGAUGGCAAGCCGAUAAGAAGACGUUGCGGGAGAGAAUCGCCCAUAUGUACUGCAACGAGACGCUUGCCGACGUCUUCUUCGUUGUCGGAACGGAAGAUUCCAGACAGAGAAUUCCUGCUCACAAAUUCGUGCUCUCCAUUGGCAGCGUCGUUUUCGAUGCCAUGUUCAAUGGAGGACUGACACCGAAAAACACAGGUGAAAGCGGCAGAAUAUCAGGAAACCAAUGCCAAUUAUUUUGCAGAAGAGGCCCUAGAGAUCGAAUUGCCCGAUGUGGAACCGUCUGCAUUCCUAACUCUUCUCAAGUUUCUCUAUUCGGACGAAGUGAGCAUUGGUCCUGAAUCAGUUAUGACCACUUUAUACACAGGUAGGCAGGACGCCUCGGGUUUAACCACAAUUCCCUGAAAUUUCAGCAAAGAAGUACGCAGUUCCGGCCAUGGAAAAAGCGUGUGUUCAGUUCCUAAAACGGAGUCUCCUCCCAGACAACGCAUUCAUGAUGCUUUCACAGGCGAAGCUCUUCGAUGAGCCGGAAUUGAAACAACAAUGUCUAGAAGUUAUCGAUAAGAACACUUUGGAAGCGCUGAACGGAGAGGGAUUCACGGAAAUCGAUUUGGACACGUUGUGCGAUUUUUUAAAGAGAGAUGGACUCCGCAUUCGCGAACUAUUCCUGUUCCAGGUAA